Molecule: messenger RNA, 123 nt
Organism: Phytophthora nicotianae INRA-310
Lineage: Eukaryota; Oomycota; Peronosporomycetes; Peronosporales; Peronosporaceae
Exons: 2
Source: RefSeq, a predicted model, not a curated record
AUGCACGACCUGCUUGCGUCAUGUGCGCUCUCUGCGACGUGUGCUGUGCGUCGUGUGCUGUGGGCUCUCACGGCCGUUGCCAUGCGCUCUAGUAUUUCGAUUGCCUCGAGGUUGUUCGCAAUG